UAAAGGCAGUGCAGAGAGCAGAAAUCACUGCAGCUGCAGGUGCAGUUUUCUCUCAACUUUUGUCGUUGAGUGAACUGUUGAAAGUUAUACAUUUUGUUGAACUUAUUGAAAAUGGCUUCCUCUAAUAAGAAACUUGAUGAGUAUCACUUGAAAGUUUUACGUGAAUUAGUGACUUUAAACGGGAAUAAACAAUGUUUUGAUUGCCAUCAGCGAGGACCUACUUACGUGAACGUCACAAUAGGAUCAUUUGUAUGCACGACUUGCUCUGGAUUAUUACGAGGCUUAACGCCUCCCCAUAGAGUCAAAUCCAUCUCUAUGGCAAAAUUUACUCCCGAAGAGAUAGAUUUGAUCAAGAAGCAAGGAAAUGAGUAUUGUAGGAAGGUUUGGCUUGGCCUUUGUGAUAAUGAACCUCCAACCAAAGAUGAGCAACAAAUCAAAGACUUUAUGAUUUCGAAAUAUGAACAAAAAAGGUACCAUUUGAGUCCGUCCAAUAGUAGUAAUGGUGUGGCUUUAGCACAGCAGACGAGACAUAGUCAUGCAGUGUCAACCUCAGCUCUCUCUCAUCCUUCAUCUUUAGCGCUAAAACCACCUCCACAACAGGUCAAUGGAAGUAGUAAUUCUAGUAGUAAGAAUAUCAACAAUAACAAUAGUACUAGCAAUGCAUUUACUCCAGAUCAACUAUUCAAUGCCGACUUCAGCAAAGUCACUCAAGAUCCAUUCAGUUCGUCAAGUACUGCUGCACCUGAAGCAUCAUUUGCUAACUUCGACAAUAAUCCUAUCUUUGAUUCAACUUCAACAGGCUGUGGGGGGUCCUCUGACCAGUGGCGAAUGUCGCAGUCUUUCUUGUCGACUUCGUCGUUGCCAUUUGAAGUGCCUAUGCGCGUGCGUCAGCACAGCAUUCCUCCUCCAGCCAACAGAUGGAGCUUUGCUGGGAUCAGUGAUAACAGUUGUCCGACGGAGGAUCGUUACGCUGCUUUGAAGGAUUUGGAUUGCUUGAUGAAAUCACAAAAACAGCAGCAGCAGAGUACUCCACAAGUACAACCUUCUACAUCCCCACCCGAGUGGGGAAUAAAUAAUAAGUUUGGAGCAAGUUGGCCUGCUGGCGCAAUUUUCGGCUCAUCAAACUCAGAAUCAUCAACAUCAAACCCAUUCACAGGAGAGAAGAAUGUUUGGACAAAUUCCAAUUCUUUUAGUGCAAAUCCUUUCAGGAAUGGUCGAGCCACUGUGACAGAGAAUGUUUGGAGCGGAGUCCCCAAUGGUCAACAUACUAAUGGAUUUCCUACAAGUCAGUCAUUGAACUUUAUGCAAUCAAGAACAGCCUGGAAUAAUGAAACCUUCAGCAAUCCUUUUUCAGUUGGCAGUUCAACAUCCGAUGGUCAUCGUUCAAGCAAUCCUUUUCUCUAGAUCUGACACUAAAUAGGUGAAAAUUGCUUGUUACCGUUUUCUAGUGCAAGUUUCGGUAAAUAUUUGAAAUCGAUCAUUCAUCUAUCAUAAGUUAAUGAACCACAAGUUAUUCCACAUCCAAUGAAAUAAGUACUGAAAAUAGAGGUUCUGAAUAAUAUUUUCAAAUCGAGACCUCUGUGAACGAAUUUUAGCUUUCACACACGUGAUAAUAAUAAUAAUACUUAUUAUACAGAAUUUAGAGUAUAAACUAUAGUAUAAAAUUUUAUUCUCGAUACAUUCAAGUUUUAUUGAUGUUAAUCUUGUGCUAAUUAUUAUUGAUGAUCACCUCAUAGACUACUAGUUAGAUGAAAGAAACACAUGUAGUGGAAGUGAACUAUAUGCAACUUAGAAUAAUAACAUGAAUAACUUUCAAUAAAUAGAUUAAUGGGUACAUCCUGGAAUAAAGGAACCUUGAAUAGUUGAUGAAUCGACCUUGACUAGUAUUGUGAAGAAACGGUAACUCAUAAAAUAUCAGUUUGCUGUGUCAAGCUGGUUUUAAAUUUUGUGAAAGAAUGUUCUGUUGAAAAGGACGAUUUUUGGCGUUUUCAUGUUUUGAGCUGGUUUGAAUAAGUUUUGAUUUUUGUGAUGAAUAUGUUUGAAGUUUGGGAUGAAUAGUCCGAUUUACGAUUUUCAUAUUUAAAAUUAGCUGGUAAUCGUCAUCAAAAUUGUAAAUCGGCUUCUUCAUCCAAAACUUCAAACAUAUAUUCAUUACAAAAUUCAAACCAGAUUUACAUAGCAAAAUUCAAAUUAUACGCCUACUCAACAUAACAUUUAAUUCAAAAUCGUUACAAAACCAGUUAAGAACAGUGUGACUUUGCUAACUGUGAACCUGUGAAUUGAUGAAUUCACAGUCAACUGUGUGAAACUGUUUUGAAGUAGUUUUAAAUAUUGUAAUGAUUUUGAAGAAAAAUGUUGUGAAGAGGAGGGAUAAUUUUCUUCAUUCUGCUUUGUAAAUCUAGAUCUGAACUGGUUUCAAAUGGUGUGAUGAAUAUAUUUGAAGAAGUUUGGGAUGAAGAUGCCGAUUGGCUGGGAAUAGCUGUGAAUCGUCAAUACACAACAUUUUAACACUGAACGAAUUUUCUCAUCAAAAACUUUGAAACCUGAAUGAAUGAACCGUUUGAGAAGAAUAUUGGAAGCAACUAUGCUACUUCCUAGGUUGUCCUGACUAGUAUUGUUUCAAGUAGAAUCCGGGUUUCUCCAACUAAUAUUUUUGUUUGAUUUCGUCUCCAUCUGCUAGGAGAAUCAAACCUUCUAGCAGCAGUAAACCACUUUCUUCUCAUAGUUUAAAGAAUUCAACAAGCUAUUUUGACAGUUCCAACUGUCUCCCUUCAUAACUCUACCAUUACUUCAUAUCUUUUCUCUUCAAUCACGCUUCUAAACCCCCAAAGUUUAAAUAUCAUCGGUCCGAUAUUUUUUAUGGGUUUUUGAUAUACAUUAUUUUACUCUUCGGCGCUAUUAUUUGAUGAUUUAUUAUGAGUUUGGUAAAUUGGGGUAAUUUUUUGGGUCAGUUUUGUAUUGUUAGUAUAAGAGGAGUUUGAUGGAAAAAGGGCCCAUGUGCAAAAACCAUGUUUUGAGAAAUCGCUGUCAAAGAUGAACCUAUUCACGCUCAAACGCUUGAUACUGCCUUCUUAAAAUCGUCAUCGCAUCGUUCAGAAAAAACAUAGUGGUAUGAAAAUUUGUAGACAUAUAGAGAAAAUGGCGGCGAAUCCAUUAAGCACUUUGCCGGAAAAAGGGACUGAAGUUCUUAGUGCCCUUUUUCCAUCAAACUCCUCUUAUACUUAAGCUGAUACUGACAAUACAAAAGUGACCAAAAAAUAUAUUAUAUGCCAGUAUCAGUGACACAUCUACUAAAUUAUCUAUUACGUCGUCAGGGUACAAAAUGUGAGUCUGUGUGUGACAGCAAUAGUCAGUGUAGUGAUGUCUAAUAACAGACCUGCUUGUACAGUAUAAUAUCACAAUAUUUUCAACUUUUUUAGUGUACCGUCGACCGGGGUGACUGUCUACCCUGGGGUGACUUUGUCCCACCUCGCGGAAAAAUAUUCAAAUCAGUUUAUCUCCGAUUUAUGUUAUCCGAAAUCGAUGUUCAACAUUGAUAGCCAUAGCCCUAAUCAUUAUCGAGGUUCUACAAUCGAUAUCUUGUCGAAUCUCGAUAUAUUAGUUGAAUUAUCGACAUAAACCCUAACUGCUUGCUUCAUCUUGUGAUUUCAUUGUCGGAAAACUUCCUAUUGAAAAACUUAUUUCUAAAAGACUUAUGAUAUCGGUGAGUCCAUAUUAUUUUGGUCUUUUAAUUAUAUUCCAAUUGGUAUAUCUAUAAUAUCCAUAGUUGAACUGGUUAGGGUUCUGUUAAUAAUUAAAUACAACGAGGUCACUUUUAGGUAAAACUUGUGGUGACUUUGUCCCAGUAUAAAAAUUUUGAUAUGCAGGAUAUGAUGCAAAUACAAUUAAAAAAUCUGAUAAAUAUAAUGUAUUCUACCUAAUAAAACAAAACAAUCACCUUGAUUGAGAUUAAUACUAUGUUUAUAUUCAUUUUUAGCUGAUUCUGCAGCUGGAGCAACAUGCUUCGACGCUGAAAUAGAUCUUUAGGCAGCAGAAACUGAAAUAUUUCUCAAAAAAUAAUCUCUGAAUUUUUUAAGUAGAUUUCAUUUGUUUUCAAUGUCAUUAUUCAUUUUAAAGGUUAACUGUUCGUUUCACUUUGUCUAACUCUUGAAAAUGAAUUUUUUCCAUAUAUUUUUCAAAGUGAGACAAAGUCACCCCAACCCCUGGUUGACAUUGUCUCUUAAUUUCAAAAAAAAAAUGUUUGUUGAAGUAGAGAAAAUUACUAUUUUUUAUUAUGAAAAAUACUCUUCAAACAUUGCAGAAUACAAUAAAAAAUAUUACAAGAGAUUUGUUGCAACUCAAGUAUUGAUUGCAAGCGGUUUAAAAUCUCAACUCUCCAAAAUUGGGACAAAGUCACCCCGGUUUACCGGUAGUGUAGUACUUUCUCAACAAAUGUUUAUACUUUUUCUUUUGAUAUUUUGAAAAUUUAAUUGAUACCUAUUAUCGUUUUCCUAGUAAAAAUCAUUAGAUUCAGUAUUAUCUUUCUAAGUAAGGAUAUAAUAAUACAGGAUCUUUUUCAAAAUAAAAUUGUUAAUAUAUUUUCCCAGUAAAAAUUGUUAUUCAACUUGAGGCUCCUGCAAAAAUUCAAGUUCGAUUCAUCAUAUAGAAUAAUAUAUAGAUAUUGGCCUAAAUGAAAUUAUGCUUAUGAAGUAUCGAUUUUUAAUAAUGAUAAUGCCCUGAUCAAGUCUUUGUUUGUUAAUGUUUUAAUUUCAUUAUAUUCUUACGAAUGAAUCAGUUAUAUCUAUUUUGAAAAUAAUGUAGUAUUUAAUUUGUUAGACGGUCUGUAAAAAUGAACAAUAUUGUUAAUAGUAUAAUGUUAAUAUUAUUUUAAGAGGUUCUAUAUUAUGUGUAUAUUCAUGUUGGAAGAAAUGUCUAUAAUUCUUCAAUAAUUUUUUUCCUUCUUGUUAAUACUUUUUUAAGCGCAAAUUCAUAUCAAGCAUGGUAAUAAUCUAUUAAGGCUGGGUAAAGGCUAAAAAUAAACUUUCUACUCAUGAUAUUUUUCAAAGUUUUUCGAUUUGUAUAUCAUCAAGCUAUCAAAAUGAAAAAGUUUUCUCAGGAAAACAUUUUUUUUCUGAUCAUUACUGUUUGAGAUAUGAGCGCCUGAAGUUUGAAUUUUUGGGACAGAACAUUUCAAAUUCGGUAAUAGAUAAAUCCAUGAGAUUGAGAGGAUAGAUUCUUCAUGGUAUUGUUGAUCUAGUAAAAUAAAUAAUUUUUGAAAAUAUAAAUUUUUAAGAUAGUUAUUCAAUUUACUGAAAAUAACUUUUAGUUGAGUUAUUUCUAGUAAAUUGAAUAACUUUUCAAAAAGUGAUAUUUUCAGAAAAUUCUUGUUUUACUAGAUCAACAAUACAAUGAAGAAUCCAUCCUCUAAAUCUCAUGGAUUUAUAUGCUACCGAAUUUAAAUUGUUCUGUCUCAAAAAUUCAAACUUCAGGCGCUCAUAUCUCAAAAAGUAAUGAUCGAAAAAAAAUGUUUGCCUGGGAAAACUUUUUCAUUUUCAUAGCUUGAUGAUAUACAAAUCGAAAAACUUUGAAAAAUAUCACGAGUAGAAAGUUUAUUUUUAGCCUUUGCACAGCCUUAAUAUUGCAUAUCAGGAGAUAAUUAUUGAUAGAUCAAAUAAUGCGUAACAAUGCCUAUCCAGUUUCUGUAAAGCUCUCAAAUACUUUGGGUGUCGUCUUUUAUGACAUGAAUUUUUGUUAUUAAUCUUGUAACCAACAAUAGGUGAAUUCUAGUGAUGUUAUUCAUUAAUUUAUUCUCUAUUAACUAAUCUAUAUUAUGCUCUCUUGAAAUAUUUAGAUUUUAAAAAUUGGAUUCACUAAUAUAGUAAUAAAUAUCAAUGAUGAAGUUCAGUUGUUGUAUUCAUAUUAUAUUUUGAAAUUUUCAAUUGAAGACAGUAAAUGUUUGAAAUAUCUAAGAGCUUUUUAAUUUUUCGAUGAACUUGUGUCGUCUGACUCUCGUUAAUCAAAUACAAAGAAAUAUUUUAAUUUUACGUAUAUUUUGUAUACGUAUUAAUUUUUGUUUGAUCACUGCUGUGCCUCUCAAUCAAGUCAGACUUGGUUCAGGAAUUGAUUGGAUGUAGUGUUGCAAUAAUAUUGUAGAAUAGAGCGGACAGUUUAGCUGGGCUGAGCUGUGCUACACCUUAACCUUAACGUGUGUCCACUUGCAUCUGUCCAUGAAUGGCGUAAAACGUGUUUUUGUAGAUCUAAAGCCCAUUCAAGUGUGGGUUGCUUGCACAAUCUCAAUUCUUUUCUUCUAGAUAGAUAGAAACGAUAUAUAACAAUAAAUCGUUCUUCAUUUAAGUAAUUAAUGUUGGCACAUUAAAAGUGAUAGUAAAACGAUUUGUUUUAUGUGGAUAUUUCCAGUAUCUUUGAAACGUAGGCAGAAUUUUUAAGAUGAACACAAACUACAGCAAUAGUAUUAUUGUUUUAAGAAUGGGAUGCAUUCUAUGAGUUCUGUCAAAUCUCAAAUUGGUCUCUCAACACAAAAAAAUAUCUUAUCAGAAAUUUUAUAUAUCUUCAUAAAUAUUUUUUAUGUGGUUUCACGCACCUCCUAUAUAAGAACUUUACCUCAAACGUGAACCUCAACGUGUAUAAAUUUAAUUGUAAAUAUAUUUGAAUAGGUUUCCGCUAUUUUUUUAUUGUGAGAUUCUCGUGUUUUUGAAUCUAUUAUUUUGGAUGGAUUUUAAUCGAUUCCCUUUCUCUUUCACACUCACUCACAUGUUUUUAGAAGAAAGUAUUGACUUAUUGAUCUAUCCCAUUCUCUCCAUAUUGUGAGGAUAUCUAUUAGUACUUUCCUCAUUUUUGUUCUCCAUGACUAAUUUUUUAUUAGGUUUUAUUUUAUAGUUUUAAUAAAUCAAUCUUAUUCAUCGAAAAUUUGUUCCAAAUUAACCAAAGUAUCUUAAGCUUACCGAUAUUAUUUAUUACAUGUAUUAUUAUUUUAUUAUGAUAUCAUCAAAAUUCAAAUCUUUUAGCUUUUUAAAGAGUACUUUUCAAUAUGUUUUAGUUUUAUUCUACCUUGUAUAUUCUCAUAUCUAUUUUAAUUAUCAAGCUCCAGUUUUAUUCAAGCCAAAGACAAUAGGAAACUUUAUAAAAUAAAAUUUGAGACAAUUUAAAACAGUGGAGCUCUAUUUUUGUAUAAAUAUUUAGUAUUUAUUUAUUUAUCAAGAACCGUAAUCAUAAACAAAUAUUUUGGAGGUUUGGUAUACUCGGUCUAUCUAUUAGCUAAUACCAUUAUAUUUUCUCAAAUAAUAUUUAUGAUUAUCAUGUUAUCGGAUUAAAUAUAAAAAAUAUAUAUAUCACGUGGAUAAAUUUAUUAUUCAGACGUGUAAUUACUAUUAUCUCAUCUCACACUUAUAAUUUUUUAUCACAUAGCUGAAUAGAUUAUCAUAAUAUGAAAUAAUUGUAUUGCUAUGAAUACUCUAAUAACAUAAAAUUAGAAUGUUGCUGUUGCAAUAAUUAAUCACAAUUCAACAAAAUUUAUGUUCCUCAGAUUUGUAAGUUAUAUCAAAUUCAUUCAGAGGAAUGGCAAUUUUUGACAAUGAAAUGGCCCAACGAACUGGCAGUUUUUAUUAAAUUUAUCUUCUGGAAACUUUUCUUAACUUCAGUGUUGUUUCUUCAAACUCCAAUCCUGAUGUCUGCUGUCAAUGUACAAAGUACAUAGGCAUACGAUUUAGACUGAUUUAUAGCCUACUUGUUAAACCAACUUUUUUUGUAUUCUCAUUUGGACAUGAUAGUUCUUUGAAUACCGGCAAAUGAGUUGAAUUAAGCUAUCUAUAUCGUAAUUAUAAUUAUUAUAGGUGGCUGAGGUUGAAUUAAAUCCAAUUAAUGAUUUUGGGAAAAAUGUAUACUAUACCGUACUACCAUUUCCACGUCUUAUACACUGCAUAUCUGGAUUGUGUUAUUCAUAGUGGCUUGCUAAAUAAUAUGUACCGCUAUUAUUUCAUUUCAUUUAUACAUCAAUAUACUGAUCAUAUAAUUUUGUAUAAUAUAUUUUGUAAUAUUUUUGUGCAAUAAAUUUUUUUAUUUUGUAAA
Molecule: messenger RNA, 8064 nt
Organism: Nilaparvata lugens (brown planthopper)
Lineage: Eukaryota; Metazoa; Arthropoda; Insecta; Hemiptera; Delphacidae
Gene: drongo
Product: arf-GAP domain and FG repeat-containing protein 1
Exons: 11
Coding region: 112-1404 (430 amino acids)
Molecular function (GO): GTPase activator activity
Source: RefSeq, a predicted model, not a curated record